This is a messenger RNA of Aspergillus terreus NIH2624, 2241 nucleotides long. RefSeq names its product ubiquitin C-terminal hydrolase family protein. Gene Ontology annotation, molecular function: cysteine-type endopeptidase activity; cysteine-type deubiquitinase activity. Lineage: Eukaryota; Fungi; Ascomycota; Eurotiomycetes; Eurotiales; Aspergillaceae. The coding region runs from base 1 to 2241 and encodes 746 amino acids. The record is from RefSeq and is a predicted model, not a curated record. Gene Ontology annotation, biological process: protein deubiquitination. Gene Ontology annotation, cellular component: nucleus; cytosol. The transcript is spliced from 5 exons.
AUGGCAACAAAGAAGAGUCAGACCUCUAUAUUCCUCUCCCGUCCACACCUUCGAAGUUUCUUUUCUUCUCCCAGCGCAUCAGGCGAUGCGUCUGAACAGCAGAAGAAGGUGAAAAUCAUCUCGCGGCGCAUCUCCCAGCUUGGCAUCACCGGAAUCAAAGAAGAGCAUAUGGCCUAUGCAUUGCAGUCGACCCAUGCACAAGGAGACGUGGAUAAGGCAUUCGACCUGCUACUCCUUCUUGAGGACUCGAUCGAAGGCGUUGUGAGGGGAUAUACACCAAGCACAAAGCUACUGGGCGCGGAAAAUCGCGAAAUGGUCACCUGCUACCUCGACGCGCUUCUCUUCGCCAUGUUUGCACGGUUCGACUGCUUUGAGCCCAUCCUGUACAAGACUUUCGACGACGAACCCCGUCGGGACCUGGCUAUUCUGCUGCGGUUCUGGGUCAACAUGCUGCGGUCUGGCAGGCUCAUCACGACUGAUAUUACCAAGCAUCUCCAGGAAGCAUUGGCGAAAUGUGGCUGGAAAGAUGCAGCCGAACUCCGCCAACAGGACGCCUCGGAGGCCUUCACUUUCAUCACAGAGAAACUCGAGCUGCCCCUUCUCACAUUGAAGAUGGAUAUCUAUCACACCGGCAAAGAGGACGAGCGUGACGACCAUAAGUUUGUCAACGAACGAUUGCUUGAGAUCGCAAUCCCUGAGCCUUCUGAUGGCAAGACAGUCACCCUGGAGGACUGCCUGGAAAAUUACUUCAACAACAGAAUCGAAGUGAAGCGCUAUCUGGAGCGACAGAACACCUCCGGCUCCACCAAGUCGCUCGAUUCCCUGUGCAAAGGUGUCUCCGCUCACAUCGAGACGGUGGAGGUCAGCCCGUCCCCGACCGGAUCUCCCACUUCCAUAUCCCCAAUGCGGCUUGAUGAGCUGCAACCAAUAUCCUCCGUGGCGCAGUCGAGUGACCAGAACUCGUCCCGAACGCGGCGCGACAGUAUUGUGCAGGAACGUUUCGUACCCGAUCCAGAAGGAGAAGAAGUCGCAGGCGACAGCAAUUCCCUACGCCGGGGGUCCUACCGUAAGGAGGUCAUGAUGCCGGCGUGGCAGUUUUUCAGCUUGAUACCGUGGUACACCGAUAAUACCCCUAAAAACGACGCCCAAAUUGCGACGCAUUUCUCCACGAAACGACCUAUGCUUGGCAUCUGUCUCAAACGGUACAGCAUGACCCCAGCAGGCAGGGCUGUCCGGCUCAACACGUUCGUGGACAUUCCGACGGAGAUUGGCCUGCCUCAUUUCAUCCAGGAUGACAGUAUGGACGAAGAAGGGCCCAUAUACGGGAACUUCAAGCUCUCCUUGCAAGCCAUGGUCUGUCAUCGUGGCAACUCUGUGGAUUCCGGGCAUUAUAUCUCUAUCGUCAGGGGUACCAAUGCCGGCGUAGCUCCAACCAGCUCUCACAGCUCCCAGUCCACCGUCUCGGAUCCUCCGCAGUACUGGAUGCGGUUCGAUGAUCUGGCGAGAGAACGCGUGACCUUGGUUGAUAUCGAGCAGGCUUUGAAGCAUGAGUCUCCCUACCUGUUGUUCUAUCAAAUUCUCCCUAUUAACGAAGACGCUGCGAUGGUCAACCUUCCUCACCAUCGAAUCCCAUCCAGCGAGUCUGAACCCCGAGAGUUGAAUCUCACCGAAGCUUCUCAGCGUUCCGUCACAGACUUCCUGGACAGUGAGCGGGUGGAAGGCGCUCGGUCCAACCGCCCCAGCUUUGAGAUCACCGGGCCAGAGCACGCAGAGAUCGGAUCGCUCGAUACUCGUGGUAGAAAGUAUAGUGUUGGCUUCUCCGAGACGACUGAGCCCAUGAACUCUACUGGAUGGCCUCAGAUCCAUUCAGUUCCCUCAACAUCACCCAAGCUGGCCCCAGAAUCGGAUGGGAGGAGUUCGUUUUCGUUUUCUCGACGCGGGUCCCGGACGACAAGAAGCAAUCCAGGGAGCCGUGCUGGCAGUCAGGCUAGCGAGAGCCGUUUCAGCUUGACAUUUUCUCGCUUCACUGGUCGUUUGAACAGGGACAAACCAAACAGCGACGAAGGCGAUGACGAGGUGGCCGUGGAGGUCGACCCUCGCGAGGACCGAUCCGCCGCGACGAAUGGCGAGAUGAAAGACAACAGCGCUCGGCGCACGAAGGAGGACGAGAAACAGAAAGGCAAGCUUAAGUCCAGAGAGCGAAUCGGGCGAAAACUCGAGCGCGAAUGCAUCGUGAUGUGA